Messenger RNA from Alligator mississippiensis (American alligator), 2506 nucleotides. Its product is annotated as E3 ubiquitin-protein ligase TRIM39. The transcript is spliced from 6 exons. Gene Ontology annotation, molecular function: protein binding; zinc ion binding. The coding region runs from base 449 to 1849 and encodes 466 amino acids. NCBI's taxonomy places the organism in Eukaryota, Metazoa, Chordata, Crocodylia, Alligatoridae. The record is from RefSeq and is a predicted model, not a curated record.
CUGGAGGUUGUGUUUGAAACAUAACAGAAGACAGGCUUGAGCUACUCAUUUACAAAGGGGAAGUGACAGAGCAGCCGUUGCACUCUGUACAGAGGGGGAAAAGUCACUUUAUCUCAGAAUAUUCUGUUGAAUUAAAACCAGCAGCUCCUGCUCUAAGCAACUAGACUUCACCCCUCCCAGGGCUGGAAACAACCCAGGAAUCCUGGCUCCUAGGCAUCCCAGAGUCACUUUUAGGCCGCCUACUCCUCUCGCAGAGCUGGGGAUAGAAGCCAGGCACCCAGAUGCACUGGACCCUGUCCUACCCCUCCCUCGUCUCAUUUGAGCUCCUCCAUGCUAUUUAUCAGCCUCAGCCACGGCAGCAGAUCGGCUUUCUGGCAAGGCUCCAGGAGGCAGUCCCUGAGAGCGGAAAACAGCACAUUGGUUUCACUUUUGUUUCGCUUCGGCCGCCAUGGCAGCCCCCAACCCCUUCCGAGCCCUGGAGGAUGAGCUGAGCUGCCCCAUCUGCUUGGAUUACUUCAAGGACCCUGUGCUCCUGUGCUGUGGCCACAACUUCUGCCAGGCUUGCAUCACUAUGGUGUGGGAGGGCCUGGAGGGACACGUCUCCUGCCCGCAGUGCCGAAAGCGGUUCCAGGGCAAGAGUUUCCAGCCCAACACUCUGCUGGGGGCGGUGGUAGAGAAGGCCCAGCUGGUGGUGUCCCAGGCUGGCAAUGAGAGGCCGGCAGCAGGUACGUGCCAGAAACAUGGGGAAGCCCUCCAUCUGUACUGCCAGGAGGAUCAGGCGCUGAUCUGUGUGGUGUGCGACCGGUCCCAGGAGCACCGAGCUCACGCUGUGGUUCCCAGAGAGGAGGCUACCCAGGAAUACAAGGAGAAACUCCAUAAGCACCUGGAGAGUCUGAAGGGUGAGAAGCAGAGCAGGGAGGCUCUCACCAUCAGCGAAGGGAGGAGAAUAGAUGGCGUGCAGGCACGCGUGAAGGCUGAGAGGCAGCGGGUCACCUCCACUUUCCAGCAGCUGCACCAGCUGCUGCAGGAGAAGGAGCAGCCCCUCCUGGAGGGGCUGGACAGCAUGGCGCAGAGCCUAAGGCAGCUGCACCAGGAGAACAUGGCCUCGCUCCAGCAGGAGGUGCUGGUUCUCCACGGGCUGAUUACUGAGCUGGAGCGAAGGUGCCAGCUUCCUGACUUGGAGCUCCUCAAGGAUGCCAGAAGCACCUUGAGCAGGUACAAGAUGCCGACAUUUCGCAGGUGGGACCCUGUGCCCACUGACAGCCUGGAAGAGACCGUCAGGCACAUCUCCUGCAAGAGGUGUGCCCUGUGGGCCGAGAUGACACAGAGCAAGGAGAUCCUAACCCUGGAUGCUUCCUCGGCUCACCCUGGCCUAGUGGUGGCACCAGACCGACGGAGCGUGAGGCACGGGAAGAAGGUCCUGUGUUCCCAGCCCCGGGACCCCCAGCGGUUCUUCCCUGCCUUCUGCAUCCUGGGCUCUGAGGGUUUCUCUUCGGGCCAGCACAUCUGGGAAGUGCGGGUGGAGGGUAAGGACGGCUGGGCCGUGGGUGUAGCGAAGGAAUCGGUGAGGAGGCAAGGGCCCAUGGGCCUCCUGCCCCAGAAUGGCGUGUGGGCUGUAGAGCUGGGACGGUACAAGUUGCUUCCCUUUGGGCCUGCACGGCCUCAGGAGGGCCCAGAGUGCAGGCUAAGCAGGAUCCAGGUCUGUCUGGACUAUGAAGAAGGACGGGUGACCUUUGCUAAUUCUGAGGACCAGGCCCUGCUCUUCACAUUCAGGGCCUCCUUCACAGAGAGGAUCUUCCCGUUCUUCUGGCUCUGGUCCCACCAUGCCCAGAUCACCCUGUGCCCCUGAGGUCAGAGCAGCAUCUCGCAGAUGCACAACCAGCAUCCCAUUCCUUGGGGUGGCAUAGUCCAUACCCCAUAAUCCCAGUAAAGGGUAAUGGGGAUACACCCAACAAACACAGACCAGGACAGUCUGGUUUCUGGGCAGCCAGAACACAUUCAGGAUCACUAUGGUCUUGUUCCUAGGUAAUGGGCAAAACCCCAUAAAGCUCAGACAGAGCUCCCAUGGCUCGGGAUCUGCAAAUGCCAGUGGCUCUGGCCCCAUUCCCCUCCUGGAGCUGUAGAUAGAGCCCAGGAAUCCUGGCUUCCCAUCAUCUUUACUAUAAGCUGUGUGAGCUGGAAGAGUUCAUGGCUCUCUUUCAGCAUUAUGGACUAUGACAUGCCCCUUAUUUUGUGCAGUAUGGGGUCAUUCACUACCAUAUGGGUAGAUUUGUUCUGCUUCUCUUUUUCACUCUGUUGCCAGCUGGGGCAAGCCCUGCCCAUCUUGCAUGGUGUGACAGGGAAGCUACAUCUGGCACGGACUGACCCAGGGGAGACCUGUGUUUUUGCUAAGUGUAUUAGAGCCCUGGGGAAAGCCAGGUCUUUAGGUUCUAUGGGGUUUUCCCCACCCCCCCCCCUUCUUGCACGGCAUCACAGACUGCAAUUAAUAAAGACCGUUUUAAAAGGA